Molecule: messenger RNA, 1421 nt
Organism: Salvia splendens (bonfire salvia)
Lineage: Eukaryota; Viridiplantae; Streptophyta; Magnoliopsida; Lamiales; Lamiaceae
Exons: 4
Coding region: 120-734 (204 amino acids)
Biological process (GO): transcription initiation at RNA polymerase III promoter
Cellular component (GO): transcription factor TFIIIC complex
Molecular function (GO): histone acetyltransferase activity
Source: RefSeq, a predicted model, not a curated record
UCUUGAAGAGCUGGAUUUUCGUUGGAGAUUCUCUGUCUGAAGUGCCAAUUCCCUCGAGGAGUCCUGGUUUGAAGAGCUCCACAGAGGUUUGCAGAUAUGACGGUGAUCUACUAGAUCCGAUGUAUGAGGGAAGAUCUCAUAAAUCUGCAGUUGAGUUCCUUUGGGUUGGAGGCCAACAAUUGGACCCUUUUGUUAUUACAUCUACAGAGAUAGCAAAGGAAAAAUUUCCUGGAUUCCCGGAGAAAGUACUGACUUGGUGGGAAAUGAAUAUGCUUGGGUAUCUGAACAAGUAUGAGAACCCCAACAGGCUUCUGAACAUUUUUGAUAUCGUGGCAGCUCUCCGAGCCUUCAAGCAGUCUGCACCCAAGUAUGUAGAGCAUAUCCUGCUGAAAUGGCUGGCAUCUUGCUUAGGAUUCAAGAGUGAAAUAUCUCGUGAAUUAUUAUCUGAAGAACUUCUACCCACGCUCUCAUCCCGUCAGUUGCACCUCAUAAACAUAAUCAGCAGGCAAGUGGUGCUUAAAGAAUUCAUAACAGAGAACGUGAGUGGCAAAGAGCAUGUAUUAGAAGGCUUGAGUGGUGACAAGAAAGAAGAAAUAAAUUUUUGGAUGGACUUACUACUUAGCUGUGAAAAAGAACUCUUGUUGAGGCUUGUCAGUAUUAGUAUUUCUGCCAUAACCCCACCAUCCAAUUCAGCAGAAGAAUUUUCCAGAGUUGGAGGUGAUGGAUUGCCAUAGAUGAAGUAGUGGCUUUUGCAAUAUGUUAAAGACGAUUACAAAUUCCUUGCAGCAGAAAUUAGAGAGGUUAAGAAGAGGAAACUAGAGGAAACAUCAGAACACGAAGUGCAUGAGCGCUGCCACUUCUGCACAGGCAUUGUGCCAUUCGAAUCAACCGAGUACGCAAAUUGCUCCGGAGCAAUAGACAAAAAUGGGGUUUAUCGAACGCACAAGCUUCAAAGGUGUGCAGUUACUCUCUAGAUUCUACCAACUAAGCCCUCCUAGUAUUGUAUUGUUGCCAUAGACGAUCUUCAAAGAUGGUGCCCAGCCUUUUGUUCGCCAUGCCCAGGUAUCCUUCGGAUUUCAAGUCUUUCUUAGAGUCGUCCACCCACAAGCAUACCUCUACACCAUGCUGUCCCUUCUGUGGCAUACUUCUAUAUAGAUCGCAACCUCAAUAUUUUCUGUCACCUUCCCCAGUUUAAACCAGAGUCUUCCUAUCUUCCAAUUGCAAUGCUUUGGUUAUAGAAGUAUGGUGUUGAUUUAUGGAAAAUGAAAGCAUUGAUGGGAUCAAAGUUGAGAAUAUGCUGCUAAUGUCACAUUCAUAGGUUGUGAAAGUCAUGGAAGAUACAGUUGAAUACAUUAUGUACAGUAUGCUGACAUUAAUGAUUAGUUAAUUAUGAUUACUGCAAGGAAAAAAAUGUUGCAUUU